UUCCACUUUGCCUCAUUAUUUUCGUCAGUUGGUGAUUUUUUUAACCAACGAAUUUCUUCUUUCGAGAAGCUCUUGACAUCAUCCUGUCAGUUUGUACACUUGUAGAUCAAUUACUAGCUAGCUAGUAUUAUAGUGUAACCAUGGCGACAAAGACUCGAGGAAUGGACCCUCCAGCGGAGAAUCGGACUCUGACUUCCGACGAUGAAAAGCCAGAGAGCGAUGACAGCGAACCAGAAGAACCCGUCGUGGAAGCCCCUCCGCCCACUCCAGUUGUGGACAAGAAGAGGGAUGAUCGAGCAUUGAAGACCCUUCCCGAGGCUGCGACAAAUGCUCAACCCAGUGGAGAACCGUCUUCCAGCGACUCGACGACAGAAUCCACCAAGCAAAAGACUACUGUCCAGAAGUCCAAGCGAACGUCCUACUCGAAAGAAUCGCUCAACCCGACCCAACAAGGCGAUUUGAUUCAAGCCGGUGUGGAUCCAGGAGCUAGUACCGAUGCCGACAAGAAGCCCCAUCAGCCAGCCUACAUUAGCAAACAACUCAAGGCCACGGGCUAUGGCGACAAAAUCAAACAGGGAGCCGCAGUGCCACGUGAUCAUAUUGCGCAACCGGUGGAUCCCAACGACAGCUUGGCCGACGUCUACAAGUCUCAGUCCACCAAAUUCAAGGCCACGGGAUUUGCCGAAAAACUCAAAGAGGGCUGUGAUGUCCCACGUGAUCACGUUGCUGCUCAAGAUCCCAAUGACAAAUUGGGAGACAUGUACAAGUCGGUGACCAAAUCGACGGGUCUGGGCGAGAAACUCAAAAAGGGGGAGGAUGUGCGAGCAGCGGCUCCUGUGGACAAGACAGAUCAGACGACGGUUGCCCCGUAUGCUUCCCUCAAGCUGAAAAAGACACAAGAGCCGAAACCAACAAAAGACGACGACAAAAACAAAAAGUAUUCGGCCAAAAUCUUGGAAACGGUCAAGCUCCAAAAGACAGAAACCAUAGUCAAGGACCCUACCGUUCACAGAGCCUCGCUGCCAGAGGUCAAGUUGCAAAAGACGACAACCGUUGUCAAGGACGGGAAAUCGGCCAAAUUUGAAUUGCCGGAUGAGUUUGCCAAAGCCAAGGACAAGUUGAAGCGACGAAAGGGUAGUCACUGGUACUCGGGAGAAGUUCCUACAGCCAAGCCAGCCAAGAAAUGGUUCUUUCAAAAAGGGGAAUGGGACGAUGGCACCACCGCCGCCAAGCCUGCUAGCAAAACUCAAGCCAAAAAGUCGUCCUGGUUCUUCGGAGGAAGCUCCUCGACGUCUCAUGUGGUUGCCGAACAGCCUCUUCCCAACAAGUCAACACCAGCCCCAGCAAUCUUCCGUGGAAGCAAGACCAUGCUCAAUACGCACAAGCCAACCAUCCAACAUUACCAUAUCGUCCCCGAAGAGAAAAAGGGCAAAAGCGCCGUCAAACCAUUCAACAAAAAUUAUUACAAUGAAAUUCAGCGUCGCCGAGGACUGGAACCGAAAAUGUCGCGCGGCAGUGGGCUCUGUACACUCUUGAUGGUGAUGGUGGUCGUCCCUCUCCUGUGUGCCGUAACGCUCCACUAUGGCAAUGAACACUACCCCGAGCAAACAGAACAGCUGUGGCAAACUCAUGUCGAACCAAUGGUGGAAAAGGCGCGGCCCCAUGUCGAUCCGGUCUGGGAACGGGUCCAACCUCAUGUGCAAAUGGUUGUGGAACACGUCCAGCCACAUGUGGAAUACGCCGUGGAAAAGGCCCAGCCUCAUUUCACUGCUCUUGUGGAAAAAGCUCAUCCCUUGGCGGUGUCGGCCGUGGAUCGUGUCUGUGGCUCGGUGGAAGCUUUGGCGCUUCCGGAACAGCACGAGAAAUGGUUGAAGCCCGCUCACAACCUGGCCAUGGAUGGAUGCACUUGGACGCGUAAUGGGCUGACGCCUAGUGAACAAAGUGAAGAGGACGAAACAGAAGAACUAAAGAAGGAAUGUGACUGCGACUCACUGCCACAACGCAAGGGAUUGAACAAGUUGCUGCCUCGACGUAGAAAAGAGCAAGACGACAACGAAUGCCAUUGUGGAGCCGACGAAUUGUAGCAUUUCGAAUCAGUGUUUCCUUCUUUAGAAAACCCACAAGCAGCGAGACCCCAAAGACGCGCAAACAAACGACAAACACAGGGCUACAGUCGAGCAAAGCGCCUUGGGUGGCAUAGAUAGAAAGGCUAACAACUAAACGAAGGGUGGGAACAGACAGGAUAGGACACGGUAGCAACACAAUAGCAAGUCUAUAACAUUUGCGUAUAAACCCAUAGUUCCGUCCUACGCCGGUACCGU
Messenger RNA from Seminavis robusta, 2321 nucleotides. The record is from the annotation of a GenBank genome assembly. Lineage: Eukaryota; Bacillariophyta; Bacillariophyceae; Naviculales; Naviculaceae.